AUGGCUACAGAAGAAGAAUACCAAUGCAUUGAGUGUGGUUGUCAGGCGACGAAUAGAUAUCAAAUAUUAGGAAAUAAACACAUAAUCAAAAUAACUCACUGUAAGAAUUGUGAAAAGCCAGUUGAUAAGUAUAUUGAAUAUGAUUCAGCCAUUAUAUAUUUAGACGCCAUGUUGUUAAAAAUUCCUGUAUACAGACACAUUCUGGUGAAUGAAAAACACAAGUUCUGUGAUAUAUUAAAGUUAAUUAUUUUAUUGUUGUCAUGUGAUGCUUUAAGUAAAUGGAAAUUGGAAAAGUCAGAAAAAAAUUCAGAGAGAUUGGAACCGAUUCGAGUAUUUUACGCUGCUUUAGAAAUAGAUCUUUAUUGGAAUUACUUUCUCGCUGUUUGCCAAUGGUUUGUGUAUAUAGCAACAUUAGUUAUUCUUAUUUAUAUAACGGAGAAAUUUUUCAACAAAAACAGUUCAGUCACCUCUUAUAUAUUAUUAGUCAAGUCUGUAGUGAUUUCUAAUUUUGGUAAAACGUUAGUUUUGAUAACUUUACUCUGGGGAUCAUCCUAUAGUUAUAUUUAUCUUAUAUUAGGAAAAAUAUUUGUUACUGCCUCCAAUAUACAGGCUUUAAGAGUUAUAACAAGUGGAAAUAAAUUGAAAUGGAGUAUUCCGCGUGUACCUAGUGAAAUAUCUCAUCUCGUAUUAGUGACUAUUAUAGUGAUAUUAGCUACUAUUGGUCAGGAACUAGUACUACUGUAUUUACCCAAUACCAUACAGCCACAACGUGUAGAUAGAUCUAUCUUAUUAAAUAAACAUUUAUAA
Molecule: messenger RNA, 807 nt
Organism: Lottia gigantea (owl limpet)
Lineage: Eukaryota; Metazoa; Mollusca; Gastropoda; Lottiidae
Exons: 6
Coding region: 1-807 (268 amino acids)
Biological process (GO): intracellular sterol transport; sphingolipid metabolic process; regulation of plasma membrane sterol distribution
Cellular component (GO): Golgi apparatus; cortical endoplasmic reticulum
Source: RefSeq, a predicted model, not a curated record